UCUCUGUACUGUGUUGAAGGAACUAUAAAUAAAUAAAUAAAUAAAUAAAUAAAUGGAUCUGAUGUGAGUGUGCGCGUGUCCGCGGCGAGCCUGAUCUCGUGCUCGCGCCUGGUCGUCUCGUGUGACGCGCUCGCGGAUGCGGCGACUGAUUUCUGAUGAAAUAAAAUAAAAAUGUUCAUGAUGAGAAACGGAGCGGAUUCAUGAUGGAGAAACAAAAGAUGAAAACAGCAUCUGAAUGUGAGCUGUGAUCUGCCGCAGUGAAGGAGAUGGUGUACUUCCUGUCUGUGGAGGGUGUGAAGCCCUCGUAUCAUUCCGGCCUGCUCUUCAACACGACCAUCAACCACUCCGACAGGAUCGACCCCUCGACCCCGCCGGGUGCUUCACCAACACCCGUCCUCUGCAGAUUGGACGCCCCGUCGCCCGCCUCCUCUCUCCAGAGCAACAGCUCCCUGACAUCGUACGAUCUGACCCCGGGCGAGGUCACUAUUCUCGGGCUGAUCUUUGGGCUGUUCUGGGUGAUCUCGGUGCUGGGCAACUCGCUGGUGUGUCUGGUGAUCCAUCGCAGCCGCAGAACUCAGUCCACUACCAACUACUUCGUGGUGUCGAUGGCAUGCGCUGACCUUCUGCUGAGUCUCGCGUGUGCGCCGUUUAUUUUACUGCAGGUGUGUGCGGGUCACUGGCCUCUGACCACCGCCGCGUGUAAAACCGUGCGUUACCUGCAGCACUUGUGUCCUGGUGUCCAGGUGUACGUGCUUCUGUCCAUCUGCGUCGACCGUUUCUACACCAUCGUUUACCCUUUGAGUUUUAAAGUGUCCCAUGAGAAAGCCAAACGGAUGAUUCUGGCAUCUUGGAUCUUCGAUGCGGCUUUCGUUUCGCCGUGUCUGUUUUUCUACGGCUCGUCUUCGCCAGCGACUCAAAGUCACUGCGACUUUUUCUUACCGGAUAGCUGGGACGGACUGGUGUACGCGAUCGCGCACCUGCUGUUUGGGUUUCUGGUUCCAGCGCUUCUCAUCCUCUCAUUCUAUCAGAGAGUGAUCCGAUACAUCUGGAGAAUCAGCGCCGACGGGCGGACAGUCCGCAGAACCAUGAACAUCGUCCCCAGAACGAAAGUCAAAACCAUAAAGAUGUUCCUGAUGCUCAAUCUGAUGUUUCUGCUCACCUGGACGCCGUUUUACAUCGCCCAACUGUGGCACCCGAAGGAGACGUCAGGCCCUGGCAGACAGGGGGCGCUGUUCUUCAUCACUGUGGCCUGGAUCUCAUUCAGCUCGACGGCUUCCAAGCCGACACUUUACUCCGUUUACAACGCCAACUUCAGACGUGGUAUGAGAGAAACUUUCUGCAUGUCAUCCAUGAAGUGUUACCGUAGUAACGCGUACACCAUCACCGCCAGCUCGCGAAUCGCUAAAAAGAACUACGUUGGUGUGAUAGAUAUUCCCGUGCCGGCAAAAACUCUCAUCAAAGACUCAGUUUACGAUACUUUUGACCGGGAAGCAAAGGAGAAGAAGUUAGCAUGGCCGAUUAGCACCAACCCACCAAACACAUUUGUAUAAAAGAGCCUCGGACGUUUAAUAUAAUCGCCCAAAGCGAUUUGGGUCAUUUCUGUCCUGCAUAGUAAACAUGACCCAUUUAGUCAAAUCUGUUGAAAUGCAACAAACUGUGGUGCUAAUUGAGUUUAGAUACAAAUCUGUGACGACACAAAGAAAGUCUCGCGUAAGCAGCUAUAAACAUCGUCAUCAUCGCUGUCUGUAAUUUUUAUGAAAUUAAGGAAAAUGUUUGACCUUUCUAUGAUUCUCUGUUUGUGUUUCUGGUUUGUCUGAUGAUCCUACGGUGGCCUGUUAGUGCCGAACAGGGUUGAUGUUCAUCUUGGACAUUUGUGUUUUUGUGCCUGUAGUUACAGAUGAAUUUUGUCUCUCACUGUUAUACUGUAUGUGUUUCAUGAUGCAGAACAGACAUGUCAACAUGAUUUUACAAUUAAACAUUAUAUAUGAUUAAAAUGAA
Molecule: messenger RNA, 1998 nt
Organism: Myxocyprinus asiaticus (Chinese sucker)
Lineage: Eukaryota; Metazoa; Chordata; Actinopteri; Cypriniformes; Catostomidae
Product: probable G-protein coupled receptor 19
Exons: 2
Coding region: 267-1550 (427 amino acids)
Biological process (GO): G protein-coupled receptor signaling pathway
Cellular component (GO): plasma membrane
Molecular function (GO): neuropeptide receptor activity
Source: RefSeq, a predicted model, not a curated record